GACAAGUACGAACAAAGCAUGCGCAAUCUGGAUGAUGGUGAACGGAAGCAACACCGGCUCAUCCACAUGAUGCGCACUUCUUUGAAGAAUCAGCAUGGGGAGCACAUGGAAGAGUUCCAGAACAUUUUAGAUGCGGAUCUCGAUGAGCUCAACUCCUCAAACUCCUCGAGUAGCUCAAACAGCGAAGAUGGCGACGACGAAGAUGAGGACGAGGACAAAGAAGCGGAGGAUGAGGAUGAGGAGGAGGAUGAGGAUGAGGAUGAGGCUGAAGAAGGACCUGAAGAAGACUCCAAAGAUUCGGCGAAGAAAUCGGAAGAGUCUGCAUCGAGCAAGGCUAUCUCCCCCCUGGCCGCCCGACAGGCAAAGCAACCAACCGCGAAGGAGUGCGCAGCCAGGAAGAAAGCAAAGAAAGGCACAGAGAUCUGGUGCGGCUGCAACACGAAUUCCGAGCCCAUCGACAAAGAGGAUGCCUGCGAAGAUCAGGGCGGAGGCCGCAACACGGUUUGCCAAUGGUCAGCUGAAGCAUCCGCGUGCCUACCGAAAGGCAAGUGA
Messenger RNA from Symbiodinium necroappetens, 552 nucleotides. NCBI's taxonomy places the organism in Eukaryota, Dinophyceae, Suessiales, Symbiodiniaceae. The record is from the annotation of a GenBank genome assembly.